Molecule: messenger RNA, 3429 nt
Organism: Symsagittifera roscoffensis
Lineage: Eukaryota; Metazoa; Xenacoelomorpha; Acoela; Convolutidae
Product: chloride channel protein 2-like
Biological process (GO): transmembrane transport; chloride transport
Cellular component (GO): plasma membrane
Molecular function (GO): voltage-gated chloride channel activity
Source: RefSeq, a predicted model, not a curated record
UCAUUUACCAAAUUAGUCAUUUAAAGUUAUGACGCUCUGGCAAUCGCAACUUCAGUCGAUAGUCAAAUAAGUGGGCAGUUCAUAGAACUUGAAAAAAAGUAGAUUUCUUCUGCUCAGAAGAAACGAACUUCACUUCUGGAAAAGAGGGAUCAUUGGUUGUCGAAAUUAAGGGAAAAGCCUCGGAGAGACGAUCACGUCGCUUCCAGUCCAUGCGGGAAGGAGAUCACAGACUAAAGAGCAUGGCAAACUCCAACGUACCCAUUCAGAUAUCAUCUGAUAAAAACUACCUUUCAGAGGAUACAGGAGUUAAACGAGGCAAACUGUGGAGUUGUAUGCACUCGGAGAAGACCACGAAUUGUCUGCGCUUGUGUGGAUCCAAAAUCGGAGAGGGGUUUGGCGAGGAGUGGAUAUUUCUUGUGUUAUUGGGAGUCAUCAUGGCGUGUCUUUCUUUUGUAAUGGAUUACGCAAUUCUCAAGUUCCAGGAAGCACACAUCAUAGUGUACUAUGAAGUGAAAGGCAGUGUGGGUGGCCAGUAUGCCGUGUGGGUGCUGUACCCGCUCAUUUUCAUCACAUUUGCAACUGGAUUUGUGCACUUGGUGGAGCCCAAUGCAGUAGGCAGUGGUAUUCCGGAGAUGAAGACCAUCAUCAGGGGAGUCACUCUCCACGAAUACCUCAGCUUCAAAACCCUCAUAUCAAAGACAAUUGGACUGACAAUAGCUCUGGGCAGUGGCAUGCCCACCGGCAAGGAGGGUCCGUUUGUCCACGUGGCCAGCAUGGUGGCAACCCAACUCAGCUCCAUCGUCACUUCCUUCCAAGGCUUCUACCGCAACCCCACUCGCAACACAGAGAUGCUGGCAGCCGCAUGUGCAGUGGGAGUUGCCUGCAAUUUUGCUGCUCCUAUCGGUGGUGUGUUGUUCAGUAUAGAAGUCACGGCCACAUAUUUUGCAGUGCGUAACUAUUGGAGGGGUUUCUUUAGUGCAGUAAUAGGGGCACUAGUGUUCCAGCUGAUAGGCAUGUUCGCCGACAACGAGCACACAAUCACGGCUCUCUUUAGCACCAAUUUCCCUGUUGAGAUCCCAUUUGACCCCCUGGAACUCUUCAUUUUUGGCUUCAUAGGAGUCAUAUGUGGAUUCGGAGGCGCCUUCUACAUCUUUUUCCAUCGUAACAUUGUGUUGUUCAUCCGGAGACCCUUCAUACAUAAGCUGCUGGCCAAAAACAGAUUCAUCUAUCCUACUAUAGUGGUGUUAAUCAUAGCCUCUAUUACAUUCCCGCCUGGACUGGGCCAGUACAUGGCUGCUGACUUGACCUCGAAGGAGCAGAUCAACAGUCUCUUCUCUAACUUCGCCUGGACUUCUCCGCCCGGGACCAAUACUCUACUCACUCUUGAACAAGAAGAAACGUUGAGUCACUGGAACACUGAACCAGGUGGAAUCUUCGUCUGUCUUACAGUGUUCGUAGUUUCCAAAUUCGUCCUAUCAGCUCUCGCCGUGACCAUGCCAAUCCCUAACGGUAUCUUUGUGCCUUCUUUCCUUGUUGGAGCUGGCUUCGGCCGGAUGGUGGGAGAGUUCUUCCACUACUGGUUUCCAGACGGAAUUGGGGGUGUCGAGAUCCAACCGGGAUGCUAUGCCUUAGUCGGGUCGGCGGCAAUGAGUGGCGCAGUGACUAGAACCAUAUCAACAUCAGUCAUCGUGUUUGAGCUGACUGGUCAAAUCGCACACUCUCUACCGGUGCUAAUUGCAGUCAUCUUGGCCAACAUGGUCGCCCAGUGUCUACAACCAUCAAUGUACGAUAGUAUCAUUCAGAUGAAACAGUUGCCGUUCCUCCCUGACAUCGUGUCUGCUUCCAGGGACUUCUACGACAUCACAGCUGAACAUAUCAUGCAAACGAAGCUGAGUUAUAUAUGCUGGAGACAGCCAUAUAAGGAAGUCUACAGUAUAAUUCGUAGCUUGAGCAAAAACGAAGUGGUUCCUUUAGUGGAAAGUCACGAGAGUAUGGUUCUGUUAGGCACAGUCCGAGUGGGCAUCUUACAAGCCAAGAUACAACAGCACAUCAGUCGGGCAGCGUUGCUGAAGUUCAUACGCAAUGGAAGCGACUUUAAUGCGCUGAAUUUAAGAACUCAGCCGAAGUUCAGACGCAAUCCGAAUGCAGGUUCAAACGACAAUGAGAACAGACGUUACAAAUCUGAGAGAAAUGCAGGAAAAGCACCUGGCAAUGUAUCGAUCUCGAAUACAAUAAAUGAUGCAUCAGCACCCGACAGCCAGUACUUGAGCGAGAGACGCCAAUCGAAAGCCGUUUUCAACACAGACUUCCAGAGUUUCCUGACCACGAAUCCGGCCGCAAUGAAGAAGACCAAAGUGAAACCCCUGGGUAACUUGUUCUCUGGUUCUAUAGCUGAUGUUUCCACGGCCUCUUCUUUGGUACAAGACCACGCAGCUCUUGCUGCUGCGUACCAACAUAGCAAGAGAACCUCAAUCACAGGACUUGCAUCUUCUGCAUACGAUCACCACUCGAAGUCGGCCAGCUCAAAUAUGCACGGAGGCAACAGUUCAAACACGGUAACAACCAUGACUCAAAAUGAUGUUCUAGACUGGGAAGAGCUGCGAAUGAAGCUACCAAUUAAGUUCGACUUCAAUGAAAUCGACGAGUCUCCUUUUUGCAUUGUGACUUUAACUUCACUUCCCAAAAUACACUCCCUGUUUUCUUUGCUCGGUCUGAACAAAGUGUAUGUCACACGUAUGGGAAAGUUGGUCGGAAUCAUCACGCUAAAUGACGUCAGACUAGCUGUUCAGCAUUCAUCUGCGUAUAUAGGUACUCAAGUUACAAGAAAAGAGAACGACACUGAUCUUUCUGACAGCAGUUGUGCUACAAGUGUCUGCAGCGACGACGAACGAAACUCAGAUAAUAAUGAUGACAAAAAUGGACAUCAAAACGGAGCCGACACAGUGGAACUCGAUCGGGAAAAAGUGUCGUGGAAACAAACAUCGGAUAGUGGUGAUGUGCAGUCGGCGUCUAGUUCAUCAGCCUCGGCAAGUUCUCGUCAUGGACUUAUAGUCAGUGCAGAAGUCAAAGAGGUGCCAAACGGUCCCGAUGAAGAAGGAAGCAAAACGGGUCGCUUUGUAUCUACCAAAGUGAACGCCGGCAGUGGCGGAUCAAAAACGACAUAGAUUUCGACGAUUUUAACCAAUUUUUAGUAACUUUCAUUUUUAGUUUCUAUCCCAUGCAAUUGCCCGCAAGAAAGUUCUACUGAAUCUUAUCUGAUCUGCAAGAAUCAUUCAGCUUUACUAUUGACACUCAACCUAAGUGUUAAUAUCACAGCUGACUGAGUAAAGUAACUUUUUAUCAAGAUCUUAGCUUGCAAGCGGUUGUUCGGUUUAUUUUGUCUGUAUUCCAUUUGGACCAAUAUUGACUUAAUUUAAUCUUAGCGUUUUG